Molecule: messenger RNA, 2517 nt
Organism: Mercenaria mercenaria
Lineage: Eukaryota; Metazoa; Mollusca; Bivalvia; Venerida; Veneridae
Product: putative mediator of RNA polymerase II transcription subunit 26
Exons: 6
Coding region: 127-858 (243 amino acids)
Molecular function (GO): calcium ion binding
Source: RefSeq, a predicted model, not a curated record
CGCCAUCUUACCGUGACGUGUUAGUGUUUACUUUCGGUUAAAAUACACGCCGGAAGUUAUAGAAGUACACGUAGUCCUUAAAGAAACGUUAUCAAGUUUUGGAUAAUAUCUUUAAACGUCUUCAGUAUGGAUUCCCGCCGGCUUCUCUGCGGCGUACUGAUGCUGCUGGUAACUAUAAGUGUAACCAAGGGUCACGGAGAACAUCAUCAUCAGGCUGUGCCACCAGAACAACGCCCUACAAGCUUUAAUGAUCCUAAAAUAACACAAGAUGAAGAACAUUUACGAGAGCAUCUAAAGGACGAGAUCAAUCUCCAGAAUAAGGCAAAAAUGAGCCCGGAGGAAAUGGAGUUCCACUAUUUCAGAUUGCACGAUACGAACAACGACACGCACCUUGAUGGUAUAGAGAUUAUGCAGGCCAUGGCACACAUGUUACCAGUGCCGGAACUAGAACUCUCUGAAAAGCUCGGCAAAUCUAAGGAGCAACAGGAAGAAAUGAUGAAAGAAAGAUACCAGGGAAUGCAGAAAUACUACGAAGAUAUGAUAGACCGUGUUCUGUACGAUGAUGACGUGGACAAAGACGGGUACUUGACCUACUCAGAAUUCGCACGUGCACGACGCCGUGAGGAAUUUCACGCAAGGAAAAUGCAUGACCAACAUAUGAUGCAUCAACAGUCACAGUUUGAACAAUUUAAACAGUUCCAGGAAAUGCAGAAACAAAUGCAAAACAAUCCUAAUUUCCAGCCAACCAUUCCACCUCCACCCCCACCACGGGAUCAAAACCAACAGCAUGGACAACAAAUACAGUAUCAACAACAACAACAUGGUCAGCAACAACAGCAGUAUCAGCAACCCAGAUAGAUAGAUUUAUUCAAAUAUAGCUAUUAAAUUGAUUUUUUUAUUUAGGAACAUUGUGUAAAAUUAUUUAUUUAAUUUAGUGUACGUUAUAUAUUGUUAUGAAAAUACUAAAUAAAGUUUUAAGACGUAUAAGAUAUUUUAAAUGGAAAAUUCAACGAAUAGUUUCCAUAAAAAGUUAAUUUCAAAGAAGUAUUUGUAUACAAGCUUUUUUGAAAUACAUUAACAAUGAAUGCAUAAACUUUUUACAGUUUUAAAUUGUCUCAGUUGGUUUCAUGUUUUAAUAAGUGCUACUGUAUUUAAAAAACAAGUUUUAAAUAUUUUUGACAAAUUUCCUGCUCUGUCUAUUACCGACCUGGUCUCUCGUUCGAUCGUAACGAAAAAGGAAGGAGCAAGACGGUGUGAGAGCAACUUCAGUCCAGGCACAAUAAUCCCCGCAGUAAUUAAUUAUAUCGAACUCCAAUAACUCGCGACUAUCGAUUAACGAUAACCGUAAUUAUACACGGAUUCCUUGACUAAAAUGGUGUUAUUGAUUAAUACAAAACUGUAAUGGAAUAGACAGAUAGUCAAAGCGUUGCCUGCAGACAUACAUUUUUUUUUCUUCAAAUUUUAUUUAGUGCUGUAUUAUUUUAAAAAAUGUGCACGAACCAAAAGUAGAGGACUUAUAUUUUAUCAAAAAUGAAUUGUUUUGGAACCGCUGUUGAUAUAACAUAGCCGACGUUUACGAAACGUCACUUUACAUUGCUUGAAUAUAGGUUGUUUAUAUUGUUCAAGUUGCAAGGCUGCAGGGAUCAAGCUGCAUUUUCUGUGGUUUAAUGAAUGAACCUAUCAUCGUUUAUAAAGUCUUCUUUUUAUAAUGAUGUGCCAAUUAUUGGAACCGCCUCAGUGUUGCAGCGUAUGUGCUGUACUCGUGUCAUUUAGAUUAUAAUGCAGUAAUUCGGUCAAAAAUGUGCUUCCGUGAUGUAGUCGAAAGACGUUUCUAAUAAAUAGAUCCUAAUUUUUCCAUUUUUUUUGCGCAUUUGCGCGUAAAUCAGGGACCAAAUGGGCAUUAUUUCACUCGUGGAAUGAAUUUUACAUAAAAUAGGACACUAUUCAUGCUAAUACUCGCAUGUUUUCUAGUUGUUUACUUGAAAACGAAAGUAGGGGGUUUAUUCUGCGGACCACUUUCUGAAAUGCAGCAAUAUGAGGGUACCUGACUUCAGUUGGCUCGCAUUUCACUGCAUACUUUUCAACACCCCUUUUUCUUUUCGUUUUCUUAAAGCAAAUUUAUGGGUAUCUUGUGGAAAAUAGGUCUACAACGGAGUAAAAAUCUAGAAACUCUAGCAAAAUUGUUCUGACGUAGCUCAAUUUUAUAUGAAACAAAAAACUAUUUGUUUUAUUGGUAUAUAGCCUUUAUCAAACUCCUACGCAGUGAUCUCCCUUGCCGCCAUGCUCUCAGUGAGGGAGAUCACUGCGUAGGAGUUUGGUCAUUCAUAUCUGGUCAAUGGAGGUAGUCAUUAACUAAUAUAUUUAACAGUGACUGAGUCUGGUUGUUUGACAUCUGUUUCUUUUGAUUUCUGUUUGGUAAUAUAUUCCCAUUUGCUCUAAUGUUUUCAUUCAUGUCAUAUUAAAUUAUAAAUAUUUUGUAAUAAAUCAUGGAGUCAAAUCUACAACGUGUUUAAUGAA